This is a messenger RNA of Pleuronectes platessa (European plaice), 2266 nucleotides long. It is a transcript of the gene wdr97, whose product is annotated as WD repeat domain 97. The record is from RefSeq and is a predicted model, not a curated record. Lineage: Eukaryota; Metazoa; Chordata; Actinopteri; Pleuronectiformes; Pleuronectidae. The transcript has 8 exons. The coding region runs from base 43 to 1221 and encodes 392 amino acids.
CAGAAAAAGCCUCCAGGCCCAAGUCUUAAACAAAGGAACCAGAUGAAAUUUAAGCCACUGCCUGAGAGAGUCACACCCAAGAAAGAAGAGCCUCCAGAUAUAAUUUCUCCACCAGAGCAACCCAAACCCCAAACUCCUCCUCCACCUCCUCCUCGUCCAAGGACCCCUCGUCCCCUAACCCCUCGUCUCCUAACCCCUCGUCCAAGGACCCCAACACCGCCCCCGCCUCGAGAACCCACUCCUGAGGUGCCGGCGUUCCUCAAACAGUUUGCAGAUUCUAGCUGGUUCAGAGACGUAUUCCCUGAUAAGAUGAGUAUCCCAAGCACCCUGUCUCCAGAGGACUUCUCCUUGAAGCUGCUGGGCUCCCUGACCACCUGCAGCACUCCAUCCAAACUGAAGAUUGUUGUAGCACUGCAGAGCCUCCACAGCCAGGGCCUCCUGCAGAACACCGACAAGCUCUACCAAGGCCUCGUGGACUUAUUGCCUGCAUUUGCCAGACCACAUAUGUCACCUUUGGAACGGACCGUGCUGGAGGAAAUGCUGAAUCUGUUGGUGCAUCUUAAACCUGCCAGUUGUGACCUCAUGAAAAAGCUUCUCACUCUUCUGGCCUUUAAAAAACUGGUUCUAGGGGAGACAGUGGUGCGCGUGUUGACUGCAUUGGGUGUAGACGAGGCUGAGCAGUGGCUGUGGCCUGAGCUGGAGAGCUGGGACUUGGAGCUACGGGACCAGUCCAACGUCUGGAAAAGCCUCCAUGACAGAGUUGACGGGUGGCUUCAGUCAUGGACCACAAAAUUCGAAGAACACAACAGGUAUCUGAACUUCAAGGGUUCGGCAAAGCAGCAGCCGCCAUCCUUCAGCGUGGUGGAUGUGCUGAACUAUUUCUGCUCCAUCCAAAAAGAGGAGGAGAACAGAAAGGCUCUAUGUGUUGCACCUGCUGGUCCCAACAACACUGUACUCCUGCCCCUACAUGACUGCGGUUCUUCCCCGAUCUUUCGUCUUGGAGAGACGAACAGUAUGUCCAGGAUACGCGGGCCACCAGGAGUAACUCUUCCUCCGCUGCGAAACCGACCCUUCCUCAAGCACUUUCCCCAUUUCAUCUCUCUGCCGUUCUCUCGAGUCACUCUGCGCCCCUUCCACGUCUACUCAGACGCGGACUGGCUGAAGGCCCCCCCUCACCGCUACUUCAUUCAAAAGCAGUCCUUUGCGGAGUACUACAGAUGAUGCUUCAUAGUCUGGAACAUCCCCAUGAACUCAUCACAUCUUGAAACUUUGCUUUGACUGAUUUAUUCAGUAACUUACAGCAUCUAAAUCCAUUCAUGUUAUACAAGGUCAAUUUGGUACAUUCACUCCCUGAUAGAAGUGACGCUGUUUGACUCAAUAUACAAAAAGCACCGAACGUUUUUAAACAGAUAUUGAAGAAAUUGUAGCACUGAAUAUAUCGAGCAGCACAAAGUACACGAGAGAGUACACAACUUAGUGAACAAAGCAGAUAAAAAGAAUAAAAUGUAAAAAAAUUCCCAAGUAUCUUGUGGUUACAUUAAUUUACCACUUAAAGAAAAUUAUUUAUAUACACACAAUAAUGUUGGCCACUGAUGUAAAAGGCACAAGGGCAGAUAACCUUUGACCAGGCAGGCAAGUUAAACUUAUCAUCCAAAAUGAUCAUGGAAACCCGAUCAUAAAUUAACUAUUAGUUUUUUUUUUACACAUGUGAAGCAUUCUGUUAGCAUCUCCAUCUUCAAAUCUGUCCGGUCCUCAAUCCAAGAGGAAACAAACUCUGCCAUCAGGCCAAUAUUUACAUUUUAAAUAUUGUUGUCAUCUAUGGAUCCAUGUGAUGAUCACGACGCCAACCAGAACAAACCUGUUGAUUUGGAGAUUAAUGGGCCUUGGAAAAGUAAUGGAAAUCUUGUAAUUGUUACCCUAUGUAAAUUGCUCAUGUAUGUUGGUGAGAGAGCGUCCCCUGACUUCUGCUCUAGUCCACCAAGUCUUUAUCAUAAUUGAGCAGGUCACAGGUCAGAGAGAGGUCAGUGCGUCCACUGUCUUUGACCACCCUAUUGAGAUGGCUGCUGGUCAUACUGAUGUCUGUCGUUUCAUCCAGUGGCCAGUCUAAGAGCUGAGCACUGGAGGGCAGGUCGGGGAGGCCCGGCUGGUAGUCCUCCAGGGGGUUAGGGUACAGUAGCUGACGGAGGGAUGGCAUUCGCACAGCCAUCCUCACCAGGUCCGUGAGACCAGAUACGGAGAGCGGGUUCAGGGCCAAAGCUAAGCUCUU